This is a messenger RNA of Dictyostelium purpureum, 537 nucleotides long. RefSeq lists its product as uncharacterized. Gene Ontology annotation, biological process: protein deubiquitination. The record is from RefSeq and is a predicted model, not a curated record. Lineage: Eukaryota; Evosea; Eumycetozoa; Dictyosteliales; Dictyosteliaceae. The transcript is spliced from 2 exons. Gene Ontology annotation, molecular function: cysteine-type deubiquitinase activity. Bases 1 to 537 code for a protein of 178 amino acids.
AUGGCAGCAAUGUUAGCUUUUCAUGUGUGUUCAAAGUAUCCAUAUAAUUUAGAUGGUGAUCAAAAAACAUUACUCGAAAAUACAAAUGAUUUUUUAAAUAGUGAAUCAUCAAGAAUAUUUUCCCCAAUGAUUGAUAUUUUUGAUAAAAUUACUUCAAGUCAGAUUUUACACGCAACAGGAAUCAUUUCAAAAACUUUAACAAGGGAUAGCGGAGAUGUAUUAGAUAUUCCAAAUAGGGUUUUAGUUUACCACUUAGGAAAUUCAAUACAAUCGGGUCAUUAUAUUUGUGUUUCCAAAGAUGAAGAUAAUAUAUGGUUGGAACAUAAUGAUUCAAUUGUUUCUUUAUUAAAAAAUCCAAUUUUGAAAUCAAAGAAUGUUUAUCUUUGUGUCUAUGAAAAGAGUCCUUAUCAAGAUAUAGAAGAAGAACCAUUAAAAGAUAUAGAUUUAUAUAAUAUAGGUAUUGAUAUUAAUUCACCAAUCACACUAUCAUAUCAACAUAAAUAUUAUGAAUUAUUACAACUAAUAAACAAACUAUAA